This is a messenger RNA of Hirundo rustica (Barn swallow), 630 nucleotides long. It is a transcript of the gene CORO7, whose product is annotated as coronin 7. Gene Ontology annotation, molecular function: protein binding. The transcript is spliced from 6 exons. The coding region runs from base 58 to 630 and encodes 190 amino acids. NCBI's taxonomy places the organism in Eukaryota, Metazoa, Chordata, Aves, Passeriformes, Hirundinidae. The record is from RefSeq and is a predicted model, not a curated record.
GGCCGGGCUGGGCCGGGCUGGGCUGGGCACGGCUCGGUGCGGUACGACCGGAGCGCCAUGAACCGCUUCAAGGCGUCCAAGUUCCGGCACACCGAGGCCCGGCUGCCCCGCAGGGAGGCCUGGAUCAGUGGUAUCCGAGCAGGCUCCGUCACAUCAUGUGGGAACCACGUGAAGGCCAGCUGCCGCUGGAUCGCCUUCAACGCCGAGGCGGCCGGUGUGCUGGGCAUUGUGCCUCUGGAGUGCGAGGAUGGGGGCAAGAGGACCAUAUCUCAGCUCUGCUGCCACUCAGAUGUGGUCACAGACUUUGACUUCUCGCCCUUCGAUCAGCUCCUGCUGGCCACGGGCUCUGCUGAUGAGAUGGUGAAGGUGUGGCGCCUGCCCGAGAGCGGCCAGGACAUUCCCGGCGGCGCGGGGCUGACCCUGGGGCCCGGGGGAGCCCCGGUGGACGCGCUGCAGUUCCACCCCCACGGCGGAUGCUGUCCUGGCCAGCGGUGCGGGGAAGAGAGUCACUGUGUGGGACCUGGGGCAGCAGCAGCCCUGACAGGGCAUGGGCAGAUGUGGCUGGUUGCUGACCAGCCUUGCCCAGACCUCAGCCACCCUGGAGGGGAGAACAGAUGGGUGGCAGCAUAG